AUGGCUAAUUUGGGUUUCGCUGUCACCAUGCAGAAUUUUCUGCAACGCCAGCGCGACAUUCUUCGCAAGCACGUCGCCGAGCUUCACAAGUAUGCCGCCGUGCUCCGCAAGUAUGUCGCUGCGGCCAAGGAGAAACUAGCUCCCUUCAAGAACUUCAUCGUCCGCGCUUUCGAGCUGUCCAAGAAAUUUGCUAAAUGCGUCUGGUAUAAAGGAUUCCUGCCCUUCUUGGGCUAUCAUCAUAUAUUGAUGAUCCUCAUCGCCGUUGCCAUAAUCCUACUCUCUCUUCUGCUCGCAGGAUGCUCCAGCACCUCGCCGCUCAUUCCGGGCAUCUUCCUCAUUAGCAUGUACUACAAGUCCUACACUCCCUCCUACGACCCGUCUCAGGUCGAUCCCGGUGUUACCGCUGCCAUUGCCAACAUUGUCGGCAAUGCCAUCCUCGAGGUGCGCGUCGGCUACUUCGGUAUCUGCGUCAAUCCCAACGGCGGCGACUUCCUGUGCUCCAACAAUGCCACCGCUCUCGCUGAGCAGAUCAACGUCGAUCAGGACCCGCUGAACCUGAUCUGGGUCGCGAGCACCUUCAAGGACAGCAUCGUCUUCCCCUACCUACUCAUCGUCGCCAUCAUUCUGGCCUUCAUCACCUUCAUCCUGCUCGCCACCUUCCCCGGCUGGCACCAAGAGGAGGACGCCACGACCGGUUCCGAUGUUGACGUCAAGCCCUUCCCGUCGCGCCCGGUCUCGCAGGUCGCGCUGGCCCUGAUCUUCAUCUCGUCCAUCUUCGUGCUCGUCUCGGUGCUGUGGCAGCACACGGCCUCGGUCGCCGCCGCCACCGUCUCGCAGGAUCUGGGCAACGGCAGCAUCAAGUCGGGCGUCGGCACCGCCUCCAUGGUUCUCGGCUGGUUCGGCUUCGUGCUGCUCAUAAUCGUCACCAUAGGCCUGCUCGUCAUGAUCCUGAGCAUCAUCGUCCUCGACAAGCUUACCGACGGUUGA
This is a messenger RNA of Lasiodiplodia theobromae, 987 nucleotides long. RefSeq names its product Membrane fusion mating protein Fig1. Gene Ontology annotation, biological process: conjugation with cellular fusion. The transcript has 4 exons. Bases 1 to 987 code for a protein of 328 amino acids. NCBI's taxonomy places the organism in Eukaryota, Fungi, Ascomycota, Dothideomycetes, Botryosphaeriales, Botryosphaeriaceae. Gene Ontology annotation, cellular component: membrane; mating projection tip. The record is from RefSeq and is a predicted model, not a curated record.